Argentina anserina (silverweed cinquefoil) is the source of this 462-nucleotide messenger RNA. RefSeq lists its product as uncharacterized. The record is from RefSeq and is a predicted model, not a curated record. Gene Ontology annotation, cellular component: post-mRNA release spliceosomal complex; U2-type spliceosomal complex. NCBI's taxonomy places the organism in Eukaryota, Viridiplantae, Streptophyta, Magnoliopsida, Rosales, Rosaceae. Bases 1 to 462 code for a protein of 153 amino acids. The transcript has a single exon.
AUGGCUGGUCAAGAGGCCUCCAUUGAAGAAGUUGCUGCAACACGGAGAGAGAUGUUAAGAGCCCUUAGAGCUGCACAGGAACUUUCAAACAUUCUGGAUGGGGACUCUGCUAAUGUUGACAAUAACACUCAUCUUGCCAACGAAGUUAGUGAGAAAACUAAUACGAGUCUGAAGUUCCGGAAUUAUUUCCCUCUUGAUAAGAAGCUUAUUAAGGAACAAGAAGGAAAGCUUGAAACUGGUCCAACGUACCAGUUCGAUGACCCUAUUGGACCAGUAGUGCCAUCUCCACUCCCUAAACUCUUCUCUGAUAAAUUGUUCAAGGAUCUUGUUCCCAAACCACCACACUUCGAACUUCUAAGGGAUGUGCAGAAAAGGCUCGAUAAGCUUGAAAGGCAAACGCAGAUAGCGUUAUGUAAAAUCAAGGAGCAAGAAAGGCUGCAGCAAGAAGAUGGAACGACAUAA